Molecule: messenger RNA, 1296 nt
Organism: Gambusia affinis (western mosquitofish)
Lineage: Eukaryota; Metazoa; Chordata; Actinopteri; Cyprinodontiformes; Poeciliidae
Gene: dhrs4
Product: dehydrogenase/reductase (SDR family) member 4
Exons: 9
Coding region: 302-1138 (278 amino acids)
Molecular function (GO): carbonyl reductase (NADPH) activity
Source: RefSeq, a predicted model, not a curated record
GCGUUCAGGGGCGUCGAUUAAUCUUCCCAUGUAGUCAAAACGUAGACACGUAACGUUAUUAGAGAGUCACGAACCUUACAGUAAACAGUUAUUCUACUAAUUGAUGCUACUAUUACAGGUCACACAUUUAAAAGUUGUCAAAUGAAAAGUAGGCGCUUGUUUGAGGCUUUUAUUUUGAUAGCCGCGCCUGUAUCCGGAAGACAGUAGAUGUAGCAAGAGUCAAAGGUCCUCUCGCCAGAGUUUGCCUGAGUUUUGUGUUUCAUCAAACGUUCCACCUUUGCGACUUCGUCCGUUAGUUUGCAUGCCCUGCAUGGUGAUGUUUCGGGGUUUAUCCAGGUUUCUGAGGACCAACCCGGUUUCUGUCCAGAGAAGCAUGUCUCAUAGCAGUCUGGAUGGGAAAGUAGCUAUUGUGACAGCCUCCACAGAUGGAAUCGGCCUGGCUGCAGCUCAGGCUCUGGGAAAGAGAGGGGCCCAUGUGGUCGUCAGCAGCCGGCGGCAGGCCAACGUGGACAAGGCUGUGGCUUUGCUGAAGAGCCAGAGCAUCCGAGUAACUGGAACCACAUGUAAUGUAGGCAAAGGAGAGGACCGGGAGAAGCUGGUCCAACUGACUGUGGAUCAAUGUGGGGGCAUUGACAUCCUGGUGUCCAACGCAGCGGUCAACCCGUUCUUUGGAAACAUCUUAGACUCCACAGAGGACGUGUGGGACAAGAUUCUGUCUGUAAAUGUAAAAGCUGCCUUCCUCCUGACGAAGCUGGUGGUGCCUCAUAUGGAGAAGAGAGGAGGCGGAAAUGUAAUAUUUGUGUCUUCUGUGGGUGGAUACCAACCAAUGCAGGGCCUGGGCCCCUACUGUGUGAGCAAGACGGCCCUGCUGGGUCUAACCAGGGCCCUGGCUCCUGAGCUGGCUCACAGUAACAUCAGGGUGAACUGCGUGGCCCCUGGAGUCAUCAAAACCCGCUUCAGUUCUGCAUUGUGGGAAAACAAAGACGUUGUGGAUGAGUUGAAAAAGCAGCUCAGCAUUAAGAGGCUUGGAGAACCUGAAGAGAUCGGCGGGACGAUCGCCUUUCUGUGCUCUGAUGACGCUUCCUACAUCACAGGAGAGACCGUCACGGUGACGGGAGGGAUGAGCUGUCGACUCUGAACCCUGUCUGACAUCAGACCAAUUUAUGAUUUUUUAUUUUUUUAUUUUAUCCUUGUCCUUGUCCAGUUUUUCCAUCAUAAGUCAUCAUUGAUAAGAAAGCUAAUACAAAUGAGAAAUUUUAUAUCAAGAUGCCAUUAAAGUUUUACAUUGGAAACGCC